Suillus plorans is the source of this 722-nucleotide messenger RNA. RefSeq lists its product as uncharacterized. The transcript is spliced from 11 exons. The record is from RefSeq and is a predicted model, not a curated record. The coding region runs from base 40 to 669 and encodes 209 amino acids. NCBI's taxonomy places the organism in Eukaryota, Fungi, Basidiomycota, Agaricomycetes, Boletales, Suillaceae.
AGAACUCAAGCUCUUCAAUCCACGCUCAAUCUCAGCUACAUGUUCGUCAAGAAUUUGACCUUCCAGUCCAAUAACCUCGGCAAGCAGGUCACGCUCAUGCUCACUUUGAGUCCCGACGUGGAUCACCUCUACGAGGACGUCUUCCCGGUAGUUUGGAAAGUCUUCAAGUUCGGCAAGUCAGGUCCAUAUAAGGCUAGCACGACCUACACGACCCAGUUUGUUUUCUCCAGAGCCCAGGUCGAGGAUGGGAAGGCCGUCGGCGCUGAGACCUUCAUCAAUAUCAAUAACGGCGAGAAAACAAUUCUGACAGAAGCCAACGAUGUCUAUCAUUUCUCUACCCCUCAGGCGGGAACCUCUGGUAUCCUGCAGGCCCAGAACCACACUGGGACUACUCAAGAAAUGGCAGUCGGCUUCGUAAACAAAGGAGAUUUUAUGCCCACACCCGUACUCUUCUUCAGCGAUGUUGCAGAUGGCAGUCACGUCACGGCAAAGUUCACUCCCGUCUUGCGGGCCUAUAUCACGUCGGACUAUGAAGCGACCUCAAUCUUGCGAGGCCCAGUCGAAACUCAGGCGAUCUUGUCGCAGGACCUCACUGGGCUUGCUCAGAACACGACUUGGAACCUCUCGCACGACGCGUCCACUGGACGUUACACGCUCACCCAUGCUUGAUUAAGGAAUGUGACAUUGUAUCUUCGUUCAAACCAAUAGCCUCACUAAGUUGC